Messenger RNA from Dimorphilus gyrociliatus, 2473 nucleotides. The record is from the annotation of a GenBank genome assembly. NCBI's taxonomy places the organism in Eukaryota, Metazoa, Annelida, Polychaeta, Dinophilidae.
AAGUCAAAAUAAAUAGCUGACGUUGAGCCCAAGUCAUUUUACAUGGUCUGACAUGAGUUUUUUUAUUAGUGUUUAAUAAAUUAACAAUGGAAUACUUUAGUGAUCUUAUUGGUUCAUAAUCAAAUAUUGAAGGAAUUACUAGAAGAGAUAAAUAUGGAUAGGUCAUCUAGAAGUGAACUAUUGACCACUAUAGAAUCUCAAAGGGAACAAUUAGCUAAAUAUGGAUCCAAACUUGGAGAUCUCGUCAGAGCGUACAAAGGCUUAUUAAAAGAAAAAGAAGCACUUGAAGCUAGUGUUAAAGCUCUAUCAGCAGGAAAAGCGGAGCCCACCCAGAAAAGUGGUGAAGAUGAAUGUGAAAGCAAUGAAGCAAAGAAUAAGGAGGAAUCUGAAGAAGAAACUCUCCGUAAGCAAAUUAAAACAUUAACAUUGUCAUUAUCUACUGUGACCGAAGAGAAAACUAAGAUGGCAAGCAAUUAUCAGGCGGAGAAAAAAAUUCUAAAGUCAGAACACGAAACAGCGAUUAUAGCAUUAGAGACGGAAUUACAGGAACUGAAAAGAAAGUUUCGCGAAAUAGAAGAAAAAUCUCAAGAGUGGAAAGGACUGCUUAUAAUCGAACAGCACGAAAGGGAGAAAGAACAUUCUAAUUACGCCAUGCAAUUGAAAGAACUGCAAAAGCUAUUAGGGGAAGAAAGACAUAACCGAGAAAUGGCCGAAUCGCUAGCUGAAGAAUUUAAACAAGUUCCAAAACCUUGCUCGAUAGAAGUUGGUCAAUAUGAAAAGAAAGUAAAUGAACUAAGUGAAGAAUUAAAUAUUGUUCGGAAACGGCUGGCGGCGGCGGAAGAAUCGGCUUCAAAACCACCGCCGUUAUUAUUGGAACUACAGAGGCAAAUGUUAGAUAUGAAAGCCGCUCACCAGGUAGCCCUAACAGCCGAACAAAAGAAAACCAAACAAGCCGAAAAUCGGGCGACCGUUCUGGCUGAACAGAACGAACAGCGAGUGGCCACUUUAGAAUGUCGUUUAGCGGAAUUAUCGGAAGUGGUUGGAACAUAUGAAAAGAAUAGAACUGAGGACCAAGAAAAUAUAUUGAGGCUGAAGGAGAGAGUGACGCAGUUGGAUAGUGAAAAUACAGUUCUGGCGAAAGCGGCGGGACAUAAUGAUGAGGAUAAGGAGGAGAGCGACGACGCAAAUCUAGACGUUCAAGGAGUUAUUAAUAAAAUAUUUAAAUUACAGAGUUUGUUAAAAAAGGCAAAUGAGAGGAGUGAAAAGCCAGUCAAUUUAUCCACUUUACUUCCUUUUCGAGAAGAUUCUUACAAUAUAAACGAUGAAGAGACGAUACACAAGAAAUGUCGUGAAGAAUACGAUGGUUUGAAAGAAGAAUUCGAGCGGUAUAAAUUAAGAGCGCAAAGCGUGUUAAAGAAUAAGUGGCAGGAUGCUAAGGACGGAAGCGUUAACAAAGAAGUGGAAACUUUACGAAAUCAAUUAACGGAACAACGGAAGCGGGUGAAAUGCUUACGGGAUUCGUUAGAAACUCAAAAGGACGAACAUAAGAUAACCAUCGAAGAACUUCGAAAAAGUUUGAGUGUUCAGGCGGAAAAGUCGGAAAGGGAAAAGUGUAUUAUAGAAGCCGAACACGCACACAAAUUAGCAGAAUUACAAUUUGAAAUAAAGCGACAUCGCGAGCGAACCGUGUCACUCCUUGCCGAAAAAGAACGGGAGUUAGAUACUUACAGAAGUACACAUUCACAAGCACCAACUGCGUUCUUACCACAAUCUCUUGAUGACCUCGACAAACAAGAGGAUACAGAUAGUACUUUAUCGGCACUUUUGACUUCGACGGGCGACAAACAACUGCUCCACUUCUCCCAUGAGCAAGCCCGCAAGGAUAUUGAAAUUGCUCAACUUAGGAAAACCAAAAACUCUUUAGAGUCGUCCGCUCGCCAACUACAGCAGCAACAAGCUUUCGAACGUUCGCAAUGCGACGAACAAGUUCAGAUGCUCAAGGACGAGAUUCGGCGACUAGAACGAAAUCGUUCGAGGGAAUCAGCCAAUUUAGAAUACUUGAAGAACAUUGUAUAUCAGUACAUGAUAAGGAAUGACUUAGAGACGCGCCAACGCAUGUUGAAUGCUAUAGCGACUAUAUUAGAAUUUUCUCCUAAAGAAAAGCGCAGUGUAUUGGAACAUUUGCAGGGACGGAAGAAUGCUUCAGUGUUGUUUUAAUUAUCACCUUGCCUUUAAAUCCUCUCGUUCUUCAUGUCGCUAAAGGUGGCAAUUUAAGUUUUAAGAACAUUUUAAACUGUGUCAGAAUAGAAAAUAGGCGAACGAAAUAAUUACGGGGCUAUAUUGAAAAUUUGAUCGAAGUAACAAGCGAAAACAUUCUUUAACAUAUUCGAUUUUAAUCUCCUUGGUCUUGUUACUAUUCUAUAAUUUCCAUACACUUACCAUACUUAUUUCAUUUCCUUCUUUCUAGCAAAUU